Molecule: messenger RNA, 2564 nt
Organism: Owenia fusiformis
Lineage: Eukaryota; Metazoa; Annelida; Polychaeta; Sabellida; Oweniidae
Source: the annotation of a GenBank genome assembly
AUUAGUUUAUCAAUUGGAAGAGACCUGAUCUCCUUCACAGAGUGCCAAGUUUGAAUCAACAUAAUACCACUCAUUCAUUCACUUGCAAAUAUAUACUACUAUUUGCGGCAUAUGGACAUCACACAGAAAUACUAAAAGUCAAGUGAAAGCAAAUUGCACUUUGCUAAAAUUUUCCUCAUCAGUACCUCUCAAAGGAAUAUCGGCUGCUAACUAAUAGAGCCUGAAGCGCAUUUUCUUGUGGAGAAUCCACUCAAACGUCAGAAAUAUUACUCGACACGUGGACGUGGCUUCUAAAGUGAACUGUCUGUGACCCGAAAUGGUUGAGAAAACGUAUUAUUUGGAUGACAAGGUUCCAAAUGGCGCUGAGCCAGGAGAUCCCGAGAAAACGGAGAAAACAGAAGCUGAGAAGAAAGAUGAAGAGGCGGAGAAUCGUGGAAACUGGUCGGGAAAACUUGACUUCCUGUUCUCUUGUUUAAGUUUUGCAGUUGGUCUCGGAAAUAUAUGGAGGUUCCCUUAUCUUUGUUAUGCAAAUGGAGGAGGUGCCUUUCUCAUCCCUUAUAUAUUUAUGAUGGUACUAGCUGGAAUCCCCAUGGUGUUUAUAGAGAAUUCUAUAGGACAGUACGGGAGUCUAGGUGUUGUAUCUAUAUGGAAACAUUGUGCUCCAUUAUUUGAAGGUACAGGCUGGUGCAUGUUCCUGGUGUCUCUGAUAGCAGGUGUCUACUACAAUAUGAUUAUAGCCUGGACAUUCUUUUAUUUGUUUGCAUCAUUUGCCAAAGAAGUUCCUUGGUCACAGUGUGAAUCACCGUGGGCAAGUCCUGUUUGUGGGGCAUUGAAUCUAUUUGAUUCCAAAAACUGCACUAACCACAAUGGUACAUGGGACAUGGGCAACCAGACCUGCCUAUAUGUAGAAGAUGUAGGGGAAAGUGCCUAUGCUAUACUGAAGAAUCUCACUGCUAACAUGACCAAUGCACUGGAGGCAAGACGUGGUGCUAGCGAUGAAUAUUAUCAUAAUUAUGUGUUAGACAUCUCAGAUGGUCUCCAUAACAUGGGGGCUCCAAGAUGGCAGCUUGUCCUGUGUCUUCUUUUCUCAUGGAUGGUGGUUGUUGUCUGUCUAGCAAAAGGAAUACAAUCUCAGGGAAAAGUGGUGUGGUUCACAAGUUUGUUCCCAUAUAUCGUAUUGUUGAUCUUGCUGGUGAAAGGUGUAACAUUACCUGGUUCAGUAGAUGGGAUCCUCUUCUAUAUAACACCACAGUGGCAUAGAUUGGCCAGUGCUAAGGUGUGGGGAGAUGCUGCAGUGCAGGUAUUCUUCUCUCUGUCUGCCUGUUGGGGAGGUCUCAUCACAUUAGCUAGUUAUAACAAGUUCCAUAAUAACUGUCUCAGAGAUGCAGUAUUUGUAGCAAUUGGGGAUUGUCUCACCAGUAUAUUUGGAGGCUUUGUUAUCUUUGCUGUGAUUGGCUACAUGGCCCAUGUACUGAAAGAGGAUGUAGGGGAUGUGGUGCGUCAAGGUGCAGGGCUUGCAUUUGUUGCUUACCCUGAAGUUGUUGCUAGGUUACCAAUCUCCCCACUGUGGGCAAUCCUCUUCUUCCUCAUGAUCCUCAGUCUUGGAGUUGGAACACAGAUUGGACUCACCCAGACUGUACAGACCACAAUGCUGGAUGUGUUCCCGCACAUAUUCCGACGUGGCAAAUUGCGCCCUUUAUUGUUACUCAUUGUUAUAUGUAUCAUAUCAUUCCUUAUGGGACUCACCUGCACAACUCGGGGUGGGAUGUACAUUGUGCAACUGAUGGAUAAAUUCACAGCUUCGUAUUCCUUGCUUAUCAUUGGUAUGACAGAGUGCCUUGUCUUGUCAUGGGUAUAUGGUAUUGAUCGAUACUACAAAGAUAUGGAGCACAUGUUGGGAUUCAAACUAACCAUAUUUUGGAAGAUAAUGUGGAAAUAUAUUACACCUUUCCUAAUUGUGGCUAUCUUAAUCUUUACUUGGAUUGACUUCAAGCAGACAAAUUAUGCAGAUUAUUGGUUCCCACCCUGGGCAGAUGUGAUGGGUUGGAUGUUGGCAUUCACUUCAGUCAUACCUAUACCACUAGUAGCUAUAAUCAAAGUAUGCCUACACCCAGACAAAACUUUGACAAUAUGGCAGAAAGUGAAAGAUCUGUGUAAACCAUCUAAAGACUGGGGACCAGCAAGACAAGGAGAUAAACUGGCCCGUAAUAUGUUAGACAGAGCACCAGAUGGUGCUGAUAUACCACUUAAAACUAUUGAUGAUGCGACCAAAGGAUCAGCAGAAAAUGGAACAAAUGUAGCCCCUUCACUAUAUCCUGAUUUGAAAGAGGAGACUGCAAAGGCAUAACUUUAUAUUUGUAAUACAUCUUCAUAAUGAGGAAACACAAAACCGCUCAUGGAUACAGUGCAUUAACUGUGUUACAGUACAUUGUAAUGUUAAAUUACUACCUUGCACUUAACUUUAAGCCAUUAUUAUUAGUUUCUUAUGUCAUAAUCUUUGCAAUAUGGAUUUUGAUAUAUCAAACAUUAUUUGGAUACAGUGCUACAACAGAUACAUUGUAAUG